AUUUAUCGCCGGCAUAUCGAUAACAGCGAAAGCUGCUGGCGAUAAAUACAUUUGCGUAAGAGCAACGACUGGGAAAAUAAAUAAAUAUAGAUAAAUGUGCUUAAGCCACUGAAGAUGCACACGGAUUUGGCCUCUCAUUUGCACACACCAGCCUGCAAUAUACUAAUUGAGCAACUCAAAGCCUGUCACGAAAAUAACGCCUUUGCCAAAUUUAUCGGCGUUUGCAAUACGAUUGACGAUCAGGUGGUGAAGUGCCUGAAAUCAGAAAGAGUUGCUCGAUCCGCUGCAAAUCGCGCCAGGGCCCGAGAGAAUCAGGCCAAGUACAAGGAGAGACUGCUGCGUGGUGAACAGGCCAACUAAGGAGCCAUGUAUGCACAGGCGGAGGAGGAUCCCUUUGCACCCUUCUACUUUCAGCAGGAGAAGCAGGAGAUUUGUGGCCAGCUUGUGAGCCCCAUCACCGAUUGCUACGAAGAGAAAUAUCCCAGUGUGGUGGAUCGCUUUUUUACCCGCUACUACUAUAUCAAAUCGGAUGCUGCUUACCAGGUGCUCUACCACUCCAAUCGCAUUUGCCUCAUCUGUUUAGCGUCGACACAUCCGGCUUAUGGCGAAGGAAUUGCCUCAGUUAGUUAUGAUGUGGGAAAUGUGGAUCGCAGCCAGAAUGUGGUCAAGGGUAAGGCUAAAAAGGGCGGCAUGAUUUUGCAGGCGGACACAACGCUGGCGUUGUUAACAACCGAAACGGGCAAAGUGUACAAAAUUCCCAGUUGCAUACGGGGAAAGUUGGUGGAAGUGAACACUUCUCUCGUUGCGGAUGCCAAACAACUGGAAACGGUUCCUGAGGGUGCGGGAUACUUUGCCAUUUUGUUGCCCAAAAUCGAGAAUUGUGAUGAUAUCAAGGCCAGUCUACUAACACAGCAACAAUAUGAGGAGCAUUUGAGCAAAAUUGAAGUGCCAGCAACAUGAUUAAAUCAAACAAUUAUUAAUUAUAAGUAACAAUUUAUAAUAAAUAACUCAAAACAAGAAUAAAAUUAGCGCGGUUCACAAGAA
Messenger RNA from Drosophila grimshawi, 1044 nucleotides. RefSeq names its product COX assembly mitochondrial protein 2 homolog. The record is from RefSeq and is a predicted model, not a curated record. The coding region runs from base 115 to 360 and encodes 81 amino acids. Lineage: Eukaryota; Metazoa; Arthropoda; Insecta; Diptera; Drosophilidae. The transcript has 2 exons.